Molecule: messenger RNA, 1017 nt
Organism: Aureobasidium uvarum
Lineage: Eukaryota; Fungi; Ascomycota; Dothideomycetes; Dothideales; Saccotheciaceae
Source: the annotation of a GenBank genome assembly
ACAUCCACGACCAUGUCACAAGCCCAGAUUCAACCGUGUCGCUAUAAGACUGGCAAGACGCUUGGCGCUGGCUCCUACUCGGUCGUCAAGGAGUGCGUGCACAUCGACACUGGUCGCUACUAUGCCGCCAAGGUCAUCAACAAGCGUCUGAUGGCAGGUCGCGAGCACAUGGUGCGCAACGAGAUUGCCGUCCUCAAGCGCGUGUCCAUGGGCCACCAGAACAUCCUCACCCUGGUCGACUACUUUGAGACCAUGAACAACCUGUACCUCGUGACCGACCUGGCCCUGGGCGGCGAGCUGUUCGACCGCAUCUGUCGCAAAGGCUCAUACUACGAGAGCGAUGCCGCAGACCUCAUCCGCGCAACUCUGUCCGCCGUCGCAUACCUCCACGACCAUGGCAUUGUGCAUCGCGACCUCAAGCCCGAGAACCUGCUCUUCCGCACUCCCGAGGACAAUGCAGACCUCAUGAUUGCCGACUUUGGCCUGUCUCGUAUCAUGGACGAGGAGCAGUUCCACGUCUUGACCACGACCUGCGGCACACCCGGCUACAUGGCUCCCGAGAUCUUCAACAAGAGCGGCCAUGGCAAGCCCGUCAACCUCGAAGAGAUGCAGGCCAUCCUGGUCGCCGACUACUCGUUCACNCCCCUCGAAUACUGGCGCGGCGUGUCGCUGUCCGCCCGAGCCUUUAUCAAGCGCUGCCUGACCAUCGAUCCCACGAAACGAAUGACGUCGCACGAAGCUUUGAGCCACGACUGGAUCGCUGGACCCGCAAAAGACAGAGGCAAUGAGGAUCUGCUGCCCACCGUCAAGAAGAACUUCAACGCCAGAAGAACCCUACACAAAGCCAUCGACACGGUUCGCGCUAUCAACCAACUAAGGGCAGGUGGCGGUAUGGGUAUGAUGGAUGGAGCUCAGUCCCACCGCCCUGAGCGUGUUGACACUGCCGCGCCCAAAGACAAGGACGGCGACGUCAACAUGGACUCGAAGCCAAAGAGUCAAGCUGCGACUGCCGUCUAA